Cryptomeria japonica (Japanese cedar) is the source of this 1086-nucleotide messenger RNA. RefSeq names its product F-box/kelch-repeat protein At5g15710-like. The transcript has 2 exons. Gene Ontology annotation, molecular function: protein binding. The record is from RefSeq and is a predicted model, not a curated record. Bases 1 to 1086 code for a protein of 361 amino acids. Lineage: Eukaryota; Viridiplantae; Streptophyta; Pinopsida; Cupressales; Cupressaceae.
AUGGGUGCUCUCAGAAUUCCUAAGCAAACAAUGUGGUUGGAUUUGCCUGAACAUUUGAUAGAGAGAAUACUCGAAUGCCUUCCCGUGGACUGCUUCUUCCGUUUCAGGGCUGUUUGCAAGAUCUGGAAUACUCUCUUCUCGUCCCAACAUUUCAAUUCUAUUGCCAGAAAUAGCCAGCUAUUUCUCAUUCUUUGCCCUGCCAGAACACAACUACCCUCGCUAAUCUAUUCCUUCUUCACCCGCACCUGGCGAAACAUUUCUUUAUCUUUCAUACCUCAUGAUUGCCCCAUCAAUUUCAGAGGAUCUACUUCUGGGUUGCUCUUGGCAGACAUUAACGCCAAUGUCUGCUUUGGCUUUAAUUCUCCAACGCUAUGUGUUUGCAAUCCUCUUACCCAAGUGUACUCGACGCUGCCAAAAAUGAUUUCUGUGAGUAGAAUUAUGGCUAAGGCAAUUGUACCAGCAAGGAAUAAUAUGGACGCAUAUAUAGUCAUGGUGGUGGGCAUGACCAGCACUGGUACAGUUUUAAUAGAAGCAUAUAAUUCGACUACCAAGGCAUGGAAAGUUGCAGGCAGCAUUCCUGAUGUGGUUAUAAGAAACGAAAAUGUUUUCUUCUUCAAGGACUCUUUGUUUGGUGUGACUUCCAGUGGGGGCAUAAUGGUCUACAAUAUUGAAAAGGGGAUCACCAGAGUUAUGGCCAUGUCGACAACAGACGCCAACAAUUUGUGGGUUCGGCUUGUUUGUUGUAAAAGUGGUGUGUUUGUGGUUGGGGCAAUCGAAGAUAAUCACUGUUUGAAGGGCGCAGAGCUUGGUGUACUAUUGUCUCGGGAGCGAUUCCCGAAGCCAUGGACACUUAUCCCGCGCUUGUCACAAGUUGACAGAGAUGCGAUUGAGAGAUAUGGGUUAUCCUCUUUACUAGACAUUCCCCGGUAUAUCAUUAACCAAGGGUUAUUGACAAUGUUGGCAGAGAGGUGGCAUAGUGAUACAAACACCUUUCACUUGGCGACCAGUGAGAUGAUAGUUACAGCAGAGGACUGUUAUCAGAUUCUGUGGAUUCCUGUGGUUGGGGCAUUGCUACCCUAUGAGUAG